AAAUAACCAAAAAUUGCCCAUCCGUGCAAAUUGCUAUGUUCAGGGUUAUCCGCAACUGUCUUAAACCAACCAACCAAGCGCCAGAGCCUGAACUAUUUGCCUCAUCCAAUUCAGCGAUCCACCCUGUUUCUUCGUCUUCUCCUCUCGUCGAAUUGAUCACAGACCCUUCAGAGGAAAAUGAGUUAUAUGGAUUCAAAAUGUCCCAGCAUGGCCUAGUUGGGUCUGAAUCUGAUUCACAGAGAACCCUAUGCCCAUAUGUGACCGGUACAUCAGUGGUGGCUUUGAAGUACACAGAUGGGAUUCUGAUGGCUGCUGAUAUGGGAGCUGCAAUCUCAACUCGAGCUCCAACAGUUGGCACUUGUGUGGUUCAAGCUGUGAGGCCGACUAUUGAGCUCGUCACGAAAAGAGCUGAGGAUGAGUCUGCAGCUCAGAAGAGGCGCAGGCUGGAGGAGGGGCAGCAGCAACAGCAGCAACAACAGCAACAGCAGCAGCAGCAGCAGGAGGCUCCUCAGUUUGUACCUCGUCCUCCCCCGGUGGUUGUUGAUCUUGCUGCUAGGGAGGUUGGGGUUGUAACACAUGUGAGGGGAAAAAGCUUCCUAACUCGAGUCUGGUAUCCAGAGGGUUAUAGCUUCGCAACCUCUUCCAGCAGAACAGCUGCAAGGCAUUUCAUUGAUGCCACAUUUCUCAAAAUGGAUCUAAUUCAGGCAAGGGACGAGGCAGAUCUCCAUGGAGGAGAUGGGGUAGUUCGUCACAUCUUUGAGGGAGCCAAUCUUGUUAAUGCUUUGGCAAACAACCACCUGGACUCCCUAAAGGAAAGAAAUAAAUUGGUGAAAGAGGAGGAGGAGCUCAGCAAGCAGUAGGAGGAUGCUGAGAAAAAUGUGGAGAGCUUAACCUUGGAGUUGGAUAAGCUCCAAGGUGAAGUGGCCAUGCUGAAGAAGGCUGCCAAGCUCGCAGAUCACAAUAGAAAAGUUUGUGAAGAAAAUCUUUCCAAGAGGGACGAGCAAAUUGCCAAGAUGGGGAAGAAAGUUGAAGAACUGCAACGAGAUGUUGAGUUGCAGAUCCAUAAUUCCAUGGAGACUCAUAUGUCCAAGUUUGUCAAGUCUAGCACGUUUUUCAAUAUCGUGGACCUCUAUUGCCUUCCUCCUAUGGUGUUGGCCUUUAGCAGGUGUUUGAACAUGAACAUCAAAGAAAAAUUGCUUGUUUGGUAUCAAGACCAUCCUUGUAAAGCAUUGGAAAUCCUAGGAAUGUGAUUAAGAGUGAGGAUGGAGUAUCCUGGUCAAGUUUUAUGUUGUGGAAAUGAAACCAAUUGCUUGCA
Rubroshorea leprosula is the source of this 1315-nucleotide messenger RNA. Lineage: Eukaryota; Viridiplantae; Streptophyta; Magnoliopsida; Malvales; Dipterocarpaceae. The record is from the annotation of a GenBank genome assembly.